AUGUCCCAGGUGAGUGGCCAGUGCCCCCCUCACUGCGACGCGCCCCAUGGAGCCCCCAGCGCAGCCCCGGGCCCAGCCCAGACCCCAUCCCUCCUGCCUGGGCUGGAGGUAGUAACCGGAUCCACUCACCCUGUGGAGGCAGCGCUAGAGGAGGGCUCCCUGGAGGAAGCGGAAUCCCCCAUGCCCCAGGGUAAUGGCCCUGGGGCCCCUCAGCCCCUGGACAGUACUGACCUCGAUGUCCCCACAGAAGCUGUGACAUGCCAGCCUCAGGGGAACCCCUUGAGCUGCACCCCACUAGUGGCGAAUGGCUCAGGCCACCCCUCAGAGCUGGGCAGUGCCAGGCGGGCAGGGAAUGGUGCCCUGGGUGGCCCCAAGGCCCACCGGAAGUUGCAGACGCACCCAUCUCUCGCCAGCCAGGGCAGCAAGAAGAGCAAGGGCAGCACCAAAUCUACUGCCUCCCAGAUCCCCCUCCAGGCACAGGAAGACUGUUGCGUCCACUGCAUCCUGUCCUGCCUGUUCUGCGAGUUCCUGACCCUGUGCAACAUCGUCCUCGAUUGCGCCACGUGCGGCUCCUGCAGCUCCGAGGACUCAUGUCUCGGCUGCUGCUGCUGCUGCGGCUCGGGCGAGUGCGCCGACUGCGACCUGCCCUGCGACCUGGACUGCGGCAUUGUGGACGCCUGCUGCGAGUCGGCCGACUGCCUGGAGAUCUGCAUGGAGUGUUGCGGGCUCUGCUUCUCCUCCUGA
This is a messenger RNA of Callorhinus ursinus (northern fur seal), 744 nucleotides long. It is a transcript of the gene MDFI, whose product is annotated as MyoD family inhibitor. NCBI's taxonomy places the organism in Eukaryota, Metazoa, Chordata, Mammalia, Carnivora, Otariidae. The record is from RefSeq and is a predicted model, not a curated record. Gene Ontology annotation, molecular function: transcription factor binding. Gene Ontology annotation, cellular component: nucleus.